GUUAAUUUAACAUUUUUGGUUCAAGAUACGAAAAACGGCAGCUCAACCCUUUCUCCAAAUAUUCAACUUUGCCGAUGUGAGAACGGUGGUGAAUGUUUUGUUCCUGAAGCUACAUCAGAACAAGACGCAGCAAUCGAAAAUACUUUUCUUGUUAUGUCUUGCAAUUGUCCUUCUGGUUAUACCGGGGAAUUCUGUGGAGACGUGAGAGAUUUCUGUGCGGGAGAAUUGACACCAUCUUGUAAUGCCUUGGUCACAUGCACUAAUUCUCCAACCGGUUUCACGUGUGGGGAUUGCCCGAAUGGGUACGAUGGAAACGGACAGAUAUGCUCAGGUCAGUUAAUUAACCAAUUUUGGAAAUAAUUGGCUGUUCUUAUACUCCUUCCACUAGUUUGCUUCCACAGUGUCAUAUGUGGCGCUGGUACGUAAUAUGCUUUAACGACAUAGAAUGCUAAUCUAUGGGUAUGUAUAGCUUAUUGAAAUCAACCAUGCAUACGCUUUUUCAAUUACUUAAGGUUGCGACUCCAAUUUUGAGCCUUGUCCAAAAUAUGGAAAUUAAGUUUAACGUAUAUUAUAAUGUUUUGAACAGGGAUUUUAAAGAAAAUUUCCACAUAUAUUAACUCUUAAAUUGACAAUUUGUGCUGAAUAUCUCCUAAGUCAUUCUGGAUGGCAAAUAGUGAGUUAUUUUGGUCAGUAAAAUACUAAUCAAGGCGCGGUGACAUAAUGUUAUUCACUCUAUCCGGUAAAAGUCUGAAACAUAUAUUAAAGUAACGUGGUAAAACUACAAAAUGUAGGGAGGGGUUUUUUUUUGUUUUUUUUUUUGGGGGGGGGAGGUGGACAUUAUCUAUACCGCAGCACAAUUUAAAUUUUUAGUUUUAGGAGGCGGCGCUUAUGGAGGGCGGUUUUUAUUUGAGGAUGGCGCUCGCGCUCUUUAUUAAUUGCUUUAAUUAAUUUACCCUAUAGAUAUUGACGAAUGUGAAGGAAAUCAAACGGUUUGCGACCAAAUAUGUACGAACACAGUGAGUUCCUACUUUUGUGGAUGCAACGAUGGCUUUUCGUUAGGCUCAGAUGAAAGAAAUUGCAGUGGUAGGUACAUAGUAGAGAACAUAACUGCAUGAGUGAAUUGUUCCCAAACAGCCUAGUUAGUAUCAAUAAUACCAAAAUUUAGAUGAGAAUUGGAAAAAAAGAUGUACACGGCUGCAUGCAUAUGGACAGAAAGAUUGAUAAAUUGAAAAAUAGAUUGAUCCAUCCACCUGAACAAGAGACCAUGCAGUCAUCAGCUUCGUUGACACGUUCUUGCACUAAUUUGACCGACAUUAAUUUGUAUCAAAUAAAGUGUCCACUGCGAACACUUUAAUUUAGCCACCAGAAUAGGCUACAUAAAAUUAAUGUUAAAAGGUGGUUCGAUACAGUUUUCAAAAACUUGGCUGUCUAUAACAGUUCGAUCGCUCUAAACGUCGUAUUUUUAAGUUUUAUGCCUGAGAUAUCAGGUUAUUUUUUUUUAAAUGUUUCUUCUUUCGGAUGAUAUGUUUUAUUUUUGGUAUAUUGAAAGGUUUAGGUGGCAAAACUUAAUUUAAACAUAACAAUGUUUUCUUUUAAGUAAAAAUUAAAUAUAUUUUAUCUGUUAUGCAAUAAAUAUUUUGUAUAUAUUUUAAAAUUAUAGAUAUAGAUGAGUGCUCAAGACCGAAUAACUGUAGUCAGCUGUGCAAGAAUACAGUCGGCUCAUAUGAAUGUCACUGCAGGAUCGGAUUUUUAAUCAAUUCUGAUGAUCCCACAAGCUGCACAGGUAAAAUAUUCAAACCAUUUCGAUUUCCGCUCUAUCAUCUGAGACGAUUAAUGAGCCCAUUGUAUUCACAAACAAAAUUGAGCAAUAUUUCUAGGUUUUGUACACACAAUUUCGGCCAAAAAGUCUAGUUUACGUAAAGCAAUAAGAGAGAGAGAUUCUCCGCAAAAUCCCACCAGUGCUAAAGAACACAAUCGAUUUUUUCUAUGAACUGGCAAAUGAUUUGCAAAAAAUAUUAAUGUGAUGAUUUGAUCAUAACACCCAGGUGAUGUGAUUCGCCAAAAUAAACCACGCGCGGGAAUCACGCAAUCAAGAUGGCCGACAAAAUAUACUAUAAGGAGUGUUAAUUUAAAAUAUGAGCAAGAGUGUUUAUCAGAUAUAAUAUACCUGAUAAAACACGGACUGCGAGUGUUCGAAAUGACUUCACGACCAUCUGAUGAGUUCAUUGGCGACGAAAUUUCAAAAAUAAUUAAACGUUGUCUAAGCCGAGUAAAGCAAAGCUAAAGUUUAUGUAAAUGAACAAGAUUUUUAUCACAUAUAUAAUAUCACCGAUACAGCAGUGAUUUCCCUUGUCUUCUCCUCAUAAAUUACAAAUGCGUUUUUAAUAUUUGUUUUUCAAAAAUCAGGAAACAACUAAAUAACUUCAUUUUCAGCGAAACUCCAAUGUGACGCCAAUAAUGACUGUGAUCAGAUAUGUUACAUCGAUCCACUUCAAGCCGGACAAGAAAAAUGUGAUUGCAAUCUUGGAUAUAGCCUUCGAGAAUCAGAUAUGAAGUCGUGCGACG
Molecule: messenger RNA, 2565 nt
Organism: Paramuricea clavata
Lineage: Eukaryota; Metazoa; Cnidaria; Anthozoa; Malacalcyonacea; Plexauridae
Source: the annotation of a GenBank genome assembly